CUGCAAACUGAAAUCUAGACUGAAGACAGACAUGACCUCCUUCAAGCUCGUGUUCCUUGUAUUCCUUCCGCUGCUCGGCACUGCCAAAGGAAGAUUUGUGGAUCUAGAACAAGUGCAGGUGAAUCAUGAGGACACUGAUGUUGUUGUGGAUGAUGAUGCCUGUCAAGACUGCAUUCAUAUUAUUGAGCUCCUGAAACACCUGAUGUUAGAUGAACAGUUUCAGGUGAAGCUGAAGACCGCUCUGGAGGCGAUGUGUGAGUCACUGCCUAAAGAAAUCUCAAAGAUGUGCCAUGAUCAGGUGGAGAGCAAGCUUCCUCUUGCCCUGACUUUCAUCACCAGCCUGAUGGUUCCUAAUGAUGUGUGCUCUUAUAUUGGCCUGUGUAAUGGCCAGUUGAGGGGGCAGAUCCACGACCUGCUGAUGAAUCACAUGCAGAAGACCAUCGGGGUCCCCACUGCUACACUGAACUCCUCCAUUCCGUGCACAGUUUGCACAUAUAUCGUGGAUGUACUGCAGUGUCUCAUCCCCAAAACAGAGACUCUUAUCACCACUCUGCUCAGCGAUGUGUGCCAGAUCCUCCCUCCGCUGGUGCGGGGCCAGUGUGCAGGGAUGGUUAAGAAAUAUGUGAAGAUGCUGAUCAAGAUCGUGCUGGACAUCGUUUCCCCCGACUCCCUCUGCUCUGUCCUUCGCUUGUGUCCAAACAUGGAAACGUCUGAAAGAGCGGUGUUUGCUCUUUCUGACUGCGACUUGUGUCUGACUCUGGUUGUUCUGACCCGUCUGAGUCUGGGCAAGAAUGCCACAGAGCUCCAGGCUGCCUCCUUCCUCCACACCGUCUGCCAGUCUCACCCCAAUGCCCUGCCAAAGUGUGAGAGCUUCACUCAGCACCAUGGCAACCAGAUUCUGGGGCUUCUGGGUAAAGAGAUGACAGCUAUGGAAACAUGUGAGAUGGCUGCCUUCUGUCAGAAGACCAUGCGGAACUAAAUAUUGAAGUGAACUUCACACAGAGGACUUUCAGCUUUUCUUUUCAUCGCAAACUGCAUGUCAGUCACUUAAAGCCUGAUGGUCUUAUGAUGGUCUGACCAGCACUCUGACCUCUUCUCCAAAAUCUCUAUGGUUAUAUUUGUUUUUAUAAUCUGGGCUACAAUUCGAUCUGUGUCGUGACACGCGCCACAAGUCAUUCUGGCCUCUGUUAUUGCUAAGACAAACAAGAUAAAGCGGCUUUGAUUUUGUGUGUAAACAUGUUCUGUUGGAUGAGCAAGCUGAGUUUACUAUGACCUGAGCACUAUUAUUGAUUUAAUGGCAUUCACGUGAUCUGGGUUUUUCCUUUUUGCAAUAACUUGCACAAUAACCAUUCACACCACUCAAGUCAAAGUCCUGACACAAACAAACACAAACAAGUCCUGACAUAAUCAAAAUGAAUGAUUUUGUACUUGAUUCAAGACAUGAAUGUCAACAGCAACAUUAAAGCAUCUUUACUAGUGUGAAUAAAACUGAGUGAUUCUUGGA
Messenger RNA from Pygocentrus nattereri (red-bellied piranha), 1504 nucleotides. It is a transcript of the gene sftpba, whose product is annotated as pulmonary surfactant-associated protein B. Gene Ontology annotation, cellular component: lysosome. The transcript is spliced from 11 exons. Gene Ontology annotation, biological process: sphingolipid metabolic process. Bases 32 to 979 code for a protein of 315 amino acids. The record is from RefSeq and is a predicted model, not a curated record. NCBI's taxonomy places the organism in Eukaryota, Metazoa, Chordata, Actinopteri, Characiformes, Serrasalmidae.